AUGAGCAAAGUAUCCGGCGGCUGCGGCGGCAAGAGCAAGGGCGGAAAAUCGCGCUCGAAAGGGGUCGGUAGCGACGUCGCCGCCGUGCGCACCGUGAAGCUGUCGACGAGCGCCAACGGCGAUGUCGUCUCCACGCUGCGCCGCGCGCUCCGAAACGACGAUGGGACCGAUCGCGACUUGCUCAAUGAUUUGCCGGCCGGCCUCCGCGCCUUAAAGCGGUCAGGCCUUGACCUCGAGAUUGAGUUUCACUCCGGCAAGAAGCUGAAUCGCGCCGACGCAAAAGUGUGCCUGGCCAUGUGCCGCGAGGAGCUGCAGGAGGAGUACGAAGUGUCAGGCUACGGGUGGGACGAGGAGGAUAAGUGGGGCGAGCUGACCUCGUCCGAGUCGCGGCUGCUCCUGUUCCGCGAGGCGGUGGGCCGGCGGAUCGUCGGCUACGCCUCUUUCCGCCUCACGCUGCAGGGCGAGUGCUGGAAUUGCAUGGAGGGGUCGCCUUGCCUCUUCGUCUACGACCUCCUCGUGCUCCCCGAGUACCGGCGCAAGGGCGUGGGCAAGCAGGCGCUCCUGACCCUCGAGAUGGCCGCGAGGAAGGCCCGCCUGGCGUACGUGUGCGCGCUGGUCACCUCUGCGAGCGCGCUCGGCCCUCCCUUCUUGAGCGCCAUCAAGGGCUGGCGCGACGACACCGCCGCGGUCCUGCAGAUGGACGCGGCCGACCCGGACGACGACUCGUUCCGCGUGUACGCAAAGUGCGUCGACACCUCAAUCCUGCAGGCGGAGCAGCAGUCGCAGACGGGCGAGGCCGAGGCGCUGUCCGCCGCGCCGACGGCGGAGCGCAAGGAGCCGACCGAGGGCGCCGACGGUGCCGACGGCGAGCGCAACGGGCGGCCGGCGACGGAGAGCGAAAUCGCCUCCUGGGUGCGGACGAUCAAGGAGGCCAACCUCUCGGGCCAAGACCUGGGGGCGGACCCGGCCGCCGAGCCGGCCGACGGGGGCCUUUGCGGCGAGACGGGCGAGGCUGGCUGUGUGGCCUGA
Molecule: messenger RNA, 1029 nt
Organism: Emiliania huxleyi CCMP1516
Lineage: Eukaryota; Haptophyta; Isochrysidales; Noelaerhabdaceae
Exons: 3
Coding region: 1-1029 (342 amino acids)
Cellular component (GO): nucleus
Molecular function (GO): histone H2A acetyltransferase activity; protein N-terminal-serine acetyltransferase activity; histone H4 acetyltransferase activity
Source: RefSeq, a predicted model, not a curated record